AUGGCUGGCUCUAGAAACUAUGACUUUCUGAUAAAGCUCCUCUUGAUUGGCGACUCAGGCGUCGGCAAAUCGUGCUGUCUCUUGAGAUUCAGCGAGGACUCAUUCACCCCGAGUUUCAUCACCACCAUCGGUAUUGACUUUAAGAUCCGAACGAUCGAGCUAGAUGGAAAGAGAGUCAAGCUGCAAAUCUGGGAUACUGCUGGCCAGGAACGAUUCCGGACAAUCACUACGGCUUACUAUCGUGGGGCUAUGGGGAUCCUGCUAGUUUAUGACGUUACCGACGAGAGAUCUUUCGAUAACAUCCGAACUUGGUUUUCAAACGUCGAGCAGCACGCGACCGAAGGCGUCAACAAGAUCCUCAUUGGCAACAAAUGUGACUGGGAAGAGAAGCGUGUGGUUUCUACCGAGCGCGGCCAGCAAUUAGCCGACGAGCUCGGAAUACCAUUCAUGGAAGUGUCGGCAAAAAGCAACAUCAACGUCGAGAAGGCUUUCUUUGAGCUAGCUGCCGAUAUCAAAAAGCGCAUCAUGGACACUACACGCGCGGAAGAGAGGGCGGGUGGUGCGGGUAAUACCGUGGAUCCAGGGAGGGAGAACAACGGCGGAAUGGGCGGAAAGUGCUGUUAA
This is a messenger RNA of Morchella importuna, 624 nucleotides long. RefSeq lists its product as uncharacterized. Gene Ontology annotation, biological process: regulation of exocytosis; protein secretion; protein localization to plasma membrane. The transcript is spliced from 4 exons. The record is from RefSeq and is a predicted model, not a curated record. Gene Ontology annotation, cellular component: endosome; plasma membrane. Bases 1 to 624 code for a protein of 207 amino acids. Gene Ontology annotation, molecular function: GTP binding; GTPase activity. Lineage: Eukaryota; Fungi; Ascomycota; Pezizomycetes; Pezizales; Morchellaceae.